Messenger RNA from Pneumocystis carinii B80, 1215 nucleotides. RefSeq names its product triose-phosphate isomerase. Gene Ontology annotation, biological process: gluconeogenesis; glyceraldehyde-3-phosphate biosynthetic process; glycerol catabolic process. The transcript has 10 exons. Lineage: Eukaryota; Fungi; Ascomycota; Pneumocystomycetes; Pneumocystales; Pneumocystaceae. Gene Ontology annotation, cellular component: cytosol. The record is from RefSeq and is a predicted model, not a curated record. The coding region runs from base 271 to 1017 and encodes 248 amino acids. Gene Ontology annotation, molecular function: triose-phosphate isomerase activity.
AUUUUUUUCGUUUAUAAUGAGUUUGUAUUUCGAAAAUCAUUGAAUUGGAUAUGAUAUAUUUUUUAGAUUAUUUAAUAUAAAUUUGAAAUAUAUUUUUUAAUUUUUUCUAACAUUAUCUUAUAUUUAUCACUAAAAAAAAGUUAUAUAAACAAAUUGAUAAACUUAAAAUAUAAUAGAUUUUAUUAAAGUUUGUAUAAUUUUUAUUUUUUUUAGACGAUUUUGUCUUAAGAAUUUGUUAAAUUUAAAAUUUUUACUCAUUAAAUAAGUUUUAUGACACGAAAAUUUUUUGUUGGAGGGAAUUUCAAAGCUAAUGGAACAAUCGAAAGCAUUAAAAAAAUAGUUGAUUUUUUAAAUAAAUCUGAACUAGAUUCUAAUGUUGACGUUGUAAUUUCUCCUUCUGAACUUUAUCUUCUUUAUGUCAGAGAGCAUUUAAGAGAUGAUAUAGGUGUAUCUGCUCAGAAUGUUUAUAGUAGUUCUCCUGGACCAUAUACAGGAGAAAUCACAGCUGAGCAGUUAAAGGAUGCUAAGAUAUUAUGGACAAUUGUUGGUCAUAGUGAGCGUAGGACCUAUUUUAACGAAAGCGAUCAAUUUAUUGCUUUAAAAACAAAACAUGCUCUUGAAAAUGGGAUGUCUGUUAUUCUUUGUAUUGGAGAAAACUUGGAAGAGCGUGAAUCAGGUCGCACUAUUGAUGUAGUAACCUCGCAAUUGCAGUAUGUUUUCCAAUAUGUAAAGUAUUGGUCGAAUUUGGUUAUAGCUUAUGAGCCUGUUUGGGCUAUUGGAACAGGAAAAGCUGCAAGUCCUGAACAGGCACAAAAUGUUCAUAGUGAAAUACGACUAUGGUUAAAAAAACAACUGGGUGAGGAAAGUGAUAAUAUCCGUAUUAUAUAUGGUGGUUCAGUAACAUCUAAAAAUGCAAAAGAAUUAUCUGUGAUGGCUGAUAUUGAUGGAUUCCUCUUAGGUGGUGCUUCUUUAAAAGAGGAAUUUAAAGAUAUUAUCAAUAUAAAAAUCUCUAAAUGAGCUUUAGAAAAUAAAAAUAACGUUAUCUAUAAAAUUAUGUUUUAUAGUUUUAGUUGUAUUCGUUAAUUUAGGUGAUAUUAUUUUAUAAUUAAAUAAUUUUAACGUUUUUUUUUGUAUAUAUUUUUAAAAAAUAUAUGCUUUUUAUAUAUCUGGGAUCUUGAAUUUAAUAUUUCUGUAAUAAUAAUAAUAAUAAUAAUA